UUUUUGGGAGAUGGAUCAUUCACAAUCGAAUGGCAACGGUGACGAUGCGUUGGAGGAGUUGGUGUCGGAAUACUACGACCCGGUAGCCAUUCUUCUUUCCAGUAUUCACUACGACACGAAGAAUCUCACAGAUGAGCUAAAAAAAUGCUCGGUCACUUACGACCAGCUAAGCGGUCUCGAGGCGGAAGACUUACGACUAAUGGGAAUGACAAACGAGAAUGCAAUCAAGGAGAUUCUAUCCGACUUAUGCGAGCUCUUGAAUCAAAGGCGAAUGUACGGCAGUGUUCUUCAGCACGAGUUUGACCCUUACCAGUACGCCACAACUAUUUGCCAAAACACCUCCGACCACCUGGAGAGCAUGCGGAUGUUGGUUAGGCUGAUGCAGCUAAACUUUAGUGUUACAUUUCCAAAUAACGUUUUGCUAGACGACCGUUACUAUGCGACCGAGAUGUCCCUAUCGCUGUGUGAUAGAAUCUGUGAAAGGUUGGACGGCAUGUGCACAGUUUUAGGCGGUGCUGAUGCAAGUAGCAAACGCAAAGCAUGGAUGCCAAAAUUUACCGUUCCGCUGGUGCUCCUCUCCGGUGUCUUCGUGCUAACAGCAUGGUUGAAACGAAAGUAAAAGUAAACUAAAAGUGAAAGUAAAAGUAGAAGUUAGUACUUACGAUGCAGCAGCAGUACGUUAAAAGAGAACUCUAGCAGAGCACAAUAAAUUCUCGAAUUCCGUGCUAAGGAAAUUUAUUA
Molecule: messenger RNA, 741 nt
Organism: Anopheles cruzii
Lineage: Eukaryota; Metazoa; Arthropoda; Insecta; Diptera; Culicidae
Exons: 3
Coding region: 11-619 (202 amino acids)
Source: RefSeq, a predicted model, not a curated record